This is a messenger RNA of Tilletiopsis washingtonensis, 978 nucleotides long. RefSeq names its product DUF292-domain-containing protein. Gene Ontology annotation, biological process: protein transport. The record is from RefSeq and is a predicted model, not a curated record. Lineage: Eukaryota; Fungi; Basidiomycota; Exobasidiomycetes; Entylomatales. Bases 28 to 930 code for a protein of 300 amino acids. The transcript is spliced from 5 exons.
CCUCCCUUGCCUGCCUGCCUGCCCUCCAUGCCGCCAGCGCCCUCCUCGACGCGCACCAAGGUGCAGCUCAAGCUCGUCGUGCAGCGUCUGCGCAUGCUGCAGGAGAAGAAGUCCACGCUGGCCAAGCGCGACCGCAGGGACGUGGCCAGCUUGGUGGAGAAGGGCAAGCUCGAGACGGCGCGCAUCAAGACGGAGGGCAUCGUCGCCGAGGAUAUCCACGUCGAGCUACUAGAAGUGCUCGAGCUGUAUGCUGAGAUGCUCAUUGCUCGAUUUGCACUGCUCGAUCUCCCCGGGCGGGAACCAGACGCCUCCCUCCUGGAGCCUCUCUGCGCCUUGAUCCACGCGGCGCCGCGCACCGAGCUGCGCGAACUGCACGCGCUGCGCGAGAUGCUCAUGGCAAAGUACACGCGCGAGUUUGCGCUGCGAGCCACGGAGAAUGCCGAUGGCUGCGUGCCGAGUAGAGUCACCGACAGGCUCAAGGCUCAGGUGCAGCAGAGGGGCUUUGUCGAUAGCUACAUUGCUGAAGUUUGUCGAGCAUACAACGUGCCCUUUUCCUCGCCGUACCUAGAGGAAGCGACACUCGAUGCCCCGCCGUCGCUUCCCUCCGACUCUCUCGCCGCCGAUGCCGCUGCUGCCGCCGGCAACCAUGUCAACGACGGAGGCGACGAAUCAACAGCCGCACAAGCACUGUCGGACAAAGCUCCAAUCGCAGCACAGUCCGACGCGAGAGUGGCAGCGGCGACGGGCACGCCAAAGACGCCGGGCGCUCAGGUGCCGGGCGGCGGCGGGGGCGGGGGCGGUGCAGCGGCAACUACGGCGACGGCCGCAGGGCCGAGCAAGGAGGAGAAGGCAAAGAAGAACGCAGCGUCCGCGUCCGCGUCCGAGGUGGAUUCGUUGGAGGCGCGCUUUGCGGCGCUCAAGAAACGCUGAUUUGGUGGCGUGGCGCACGGAGCGCGCCGCGGCGCAGGAUGGAGGAUG